UUGAUAGGGGUUUUUGUUGUUAUUGUUGUGAAUUAAAAUCCUAGGAACGGAUGACUACUUUCCACGUGUCUUAAUUUGGCGAAGGCAGAGAACGAGAGGAAUCCUAACAAAACAUCUUUUAUUUUAUGCUUUUUUAUUUUACUUUAUUUUGCAUUUUCUAUUUAUUAUUAGUAUUUUAUUUUCUAGAAAUUUCGCACCAGAAAAAGCCUACUACCCACUCGCUCAUCGUCUAUGUGGACAGUGGACUAACCCCUUCGGAGUUCGAGGGCACACGGAGAUUCCGAGAACCGCAAAAUCAAAACCCAGAGAGAGGUUGCUGCUAACAAGGGAUGAAGCAGAAACAAAUGAAAUUGGCGAUUUUGAGAUUGAUAUUUCAGCAAUGGAUGCCGAGUGCGGCGCUGGCAGUUGCCUUGGGUGGGCAGCUAGGGAUCCUUCUGGGUUUCUUUCGCCUUACAGGUUCAGUCGAAGAGUUGUUGGAGGUGAUGAUGUUUCUUUGAGGAUUACACAUUGUGGAGUAUGCUAUGCUGAUGUUGCUUGGACAAGGAAUGCACUCCACAACUCGAUGUAUCCUUUGGUGCCUGGUCAUGAAAUCGUUGGUGUUGUGGCGGAGAUCGGCUCCAAUGUCAAAGGCUUCAAAGUUGGUGAUCAUGUUGGCGUUGGAACAUAUGUUGACUCAUGCAGAGAUUGCGAAUAUUGCAAUGAUUUUCUUGAGGUUCAUUGUUCAAAGGGGUCAAUCGGUACUUUCAACAGUAUCGACAUAGAUGGCACGGUCACGAAAGGGGGAUAUUCAAGCUACAUUGUAGUGCAUGAGAGGUACUGUUUCAAGAUACCUGAUGGGUACCCACUAGCAAUGGCAGCCCCCUUAUUAUGUGCGGGAAUAACAGUCUAUACGCCUAUGAUGCGCCACAAGAUGAACCAACCUGGUAAAUCCCUUGGGGUUAUUGGCCUUGGUGGGCUCGGCCAUAUGGCUGUCAAGUUUGGAAAGGCUUUUGGAUUGAAAGUCACGGUCUUCAGCACGAGUGAAUCCAAGAGAGAGGAAGCUCUUAAACGUCUUGGAGCAGACGGAUUCGUCAAUUCAUCAGACCAGCAGCAGAUGGAGUCUCUAACAAAGACCCUUGACUUUAUUAUCGACACUGCCUCUGGCGAUCAUCCUUUCGAUCCUUACCUGUCGCUCCUUAAGAUUUGUGGGACUAUGGUCCUAGUGGGCUUUCCUAGCGAAGUCAAGCUGCAUCCUGGGAGCAUUAAUCUUGGUUCGAGGAGUCUAUCUGGGAGUUUGACGGGUGGUACGAAGGAUACACAAGAUAUGAUAGAAUUUUGUGCAGCAAACAAGAUAUACCCUGAAAUUGAAAUUAUCAACAUACAGUAUAUAAAUGAAGCUCUUGAGAGGCUUAUCAAAAAGGAUGUGAGGUACCGUUUUGUGAUCGAUAUCAAGAACUCUCUCAAGUGAUCUGACAAUAAGGUGCAGAAAGAAGGAAGCUAUAAAAGUGGUGCAAUUUCUAGAUCCUGAUUUAUGUUCUUUCAUUUCCUAGUGUGAUGACAUGUAGUUUUGUAUAUUUUAUCACCACGUCUGGUUGUCGUUGUGAUUGACAUGACGAUGCUUAUAAUUCCAUUUUCUGUUACGAUACCAUGUAACAGCGUAUAAAUCCACCUUUUUCUGUGUUUGGUUCUUA
Molecule: messenger RNA, 1670 nt
Organism: Ananas comosus (pineapple)
Lineage: Eukaryota; Viridiplantae; Streptophyta; Magnoliopsida; Poales; Bromeliaceae
Product: probable cinnamyl alcohol dehydrogenase 1
Exons: 8
Coding region: 380-1447 (355 amino acids)
Molecular function (GO): zinc ion binding; oxidoreductase activity, acting on the CH-OH group of donors, NAD or NADP as acceptor
Source: RefSeq, a predicted model, not a curated record